This is a messenger RNA of Magnolia sinica, 1236 nucleotides long. RefSeq lists its product as uncharacterized. Gene Ontology annotation, cellular component: cytoplasm. The transcript is spliced from 7 exons. Gene Ontology annotation, molecular function: protein binding. Bases 146 to 796 code for a protein of 216 amino acids. Gene Ontology annotation, biological process: cell surface receptor signaling pathway; cytoskeleton organization. NCBI's taxonomy places the organism in Eukaryota, Viridiplantae, Streptophyta, Magnoliopsida, Magnoliales, Magnoliaceae. The record is from RefSeq and is a predicted model, not a curated record.
UGCACGGGAACCCAUUUGCAACGCAGCGAUAAGAGAAAAAAAGAAAAGGAAAAUCCUCUCCGAUUCUAGAAUUCAAAAACAAAGAAAAAUCCAUCAGAAAUCUCUCCGUUGCAUUCGAUAGAUUCUGAGCCUUCUCCUCCGCCCGAUGAUGGAGUUGGACCCUCGUCAGUACGACCACGUUGCUAUCAGCGACAAUGAUGUCCGUAACAUUGUCUUAUCUUACCUUGUGCACAAUUGCUUCAAAGAGACUGCAGAGACAUUUAUUGCCUGUAGCGGGAUGAAGCAGCCAACUGAUUAUCCUGUGGACAUGGACAAAAGAAAACCAAUUUUCCAUUUUGCAUUGGAGGGGAAUGCUCUCAAGGCUAUAGAACUGACUGAAGAGCUAGCGCAUGACUUGCUGGUGAAAAACAAGGACCUGCAUUUUGAUCUCUUGAGCCUUCAUUUUGUUGAGCUCGUCUGCUCUAGAAAAUGCACAGAAGCUCUGGAGUUUGCUCAGACCAAGUUGACACCAUUUGGUAAUGUCGACAAAUAUGUCAAGAAGCUGGAAGAACUUAUGGCUCUGCUAGCAUAUGAGGAGCCAGAAAAGUCUCCAAUGUUUCAUCUGUUAAGCAUGGAGUAUAGGCAGAGUGUUGCAGAUAAUCUGAAUCGAGCAAUUCUUGCGCAUGCUAAUUUGCCUAGUCAUUCAUCGAUGGAAAGGCUGAUACAACAGACCACAGUGGUUAGACAAUGCUUACAUCAAGAGCUUGGCAAGGAUGGGCCUCCACCAUUUUCUUUGAAAGCUUUCCUCAACAGCUAAAUGAUGAUGGUGUUUGAACUUACUGCCAACAGGCAGUUCCAGGUUGUUCCAUUCUCCUGGUCUGCUUGGGCUAUCUACAUGGUUUGUGGUGUAAGCUUCUGUCAUGGGAGAAUAGUUCUCGAGGGCCUGCAAUGUGUAAAGGCUAGCUGGGUAGGCCAUGUAUGUGUUCAUUUCUUCUUGUCAUUUGGUCAGGUGUGCCUUGUCCUUCACUGGCCAAAUGAAUGUGUUUAGUAAUGUUGUUUAAGUUAGGUCGUCGUUGUUGUUGUUGAUGAUGACGAUGAUGAUGCUGACGCUGCUUGUAUUGUCAGGUUUCGGUCUGCCACAACCGAAACAUACGGUAUAUUAAGAGAGAAGUAGCAACUUCACUGUUUUAGAUGAAACAUACCAUAAUUUGAUUAAUUAUCCUUUAAUUAAACAAAAGAGGAACAUUUCAUAUUUUA